AGAAGGUGAUAGGUUGCUUCAUAGCAUUGUUGUGUCCAAAGUAGAUAGUCAAUAUUCCAUUGUAUGAUGGGAGGAAGUGAUCCGUUGUGCGUCGUCUGCAGACAGAAAGGGCCUCUCACCUGCAGUUCCUGCAAAACUGUGUCCUACUGCAGCAAGGAGCACCAGAAACAUGACUGGCCCAAACACAAGCAGCAGUGCAAGCCUUACGAGGUAAAGGUGAGCAAGGAGCUUGGCCGCUACCUCGUAGCCUCCCGAGACCUGGUGGCAGGGGAGGUUAUCAUGGAGGAGGCUCCCGUAGUAGCGGGGCCCAAACUGGCGGACCCCAGCCCUGUCUGUCUAGGCUGUCUGCGACCCCCGGGCCAUGCUAGGUGUGACCAGUGUGGCUGGCCAGUGUGUAGUCCGAUGUGCCCUGGACUACGAGAUCCUCACCAUCACGGAAUUGAGUGCAAAUUGUUGUCUCUCUCACCUGUCACAGACACUCGGCAAUGCAGAUAUGAGUGUAUUUUGCCACUGCGCUGUCUUCUACUGCAGAAGCGCAAUCCUAAGAAGUGGAAAACAAUUAUGUCACUAGAAACUCACAUAGACCAGAGAGGACCUUCAACUGAAGUUUACAAGGAGCUGAAUGAAAACGUAGUCAACUACUUGAUCCAAAACUACCUCUCCAAGCUAGACAGCAGUGCACUAGAUGACAUGUCACCAGAUGUGAUCCACCGUAUCUGUGGCGCUAUUGAUGUGAAUGCGAUGGAGAUUCUGGAGAACGACAUGGAGGUGUUGGCCAUCCUGCCUACAGCCUCCAUCAUGUGUCACUCGUGUGUCCCCAACACUAAACACACCUUCCGCAACACAAGGGUGACUGUCAGAGCUGCUGUCAACAUUCCCAAAGGACAGGACGUCACCCUGAUGUAUACUCACAUGUUAUGGACCACCCAAGCCAGACGGGAGCAUUUGCGGAACACCAAGUACUUUGACUGCUGCUGUCCGAGGUGUUCUGAUCCUACUGAGCUUGGGACGUAUAUCAAUGCUCUACGUUGCCUGUCCGAGACUUCCCAGGGAAAUGUCUGCGGAGGUUAUCAAUACCCUAAGAAUCCUCUGGAUAACAACUGUGUUUGGUCCUGUGACAGAUGCCCGAUGUUUCUCACUUCCCAGGAAGUCUGUGAGCUCAUCUCUACUUUGGACGUACAAGUAGAAAACAUCCAGUUGGCUAUGUACUACUUGGGUCUAUCUUAUACCAAUUGCCCUGGAGCUACAAAAGAAGCACCAUUCGAUGUGUGUGUUUCUGAAAACCAACCUACAGUAGACAGCCUGGAAGAUCUUCUUGGGAAGCUGGAGACAGUUCUACAUCCUCACCACUAUCUGUGUUAUAAGAUCAAACACUCCCUGAUACAACUGUAUGGCCAUCAACCCAGUUAUCUGCACUCUGAUCUUAACGAGAAGGCACUAAUCAGGAAAUCAGACAUUUGUCGUGACUUGAUCUCAGUUACAAACAAGAUAGACCAAGGCCACGGCAGGCUGGGGCUGUACUCCGCAGUGCUCCAUUUUGAACUCCACUCGGCUCUCAUGGAGUUGUACUCGCGCAGGAAAGACAUCUCGCUGCUCCGGGAGGCCAAGGCGUCGCUGGAGGAAGAAAUCGCUUUCCUCCCGUCACAGGAAGGAGACAAUUCUCCAGAGUACCGGAUGAGAGAACUGGCAAAGAAAGCUCUCAUUGACGUGAACAAGGUGCAUAGCUGUGUCAGUGGGAGUAGUUAGUUCUUAUCAGUUGUAAAGUUGUAAUGAUUUGAUUUGUAAUAAACUUUGAAGUUUUUUCAGUGGUUUUAUGUAACUGUUACCUUGGUAGGAGAAAUUUUGUAAAGUGAUAUAAUAAUAUUUUAAAGAGUACUAUUUCUGCAAACAUUC
Messenger RNA from Macrosteles quadrilineatus (aster leafhopper), 1893 nucleotides. RefSeq names its product SET domain-containing protein SmydA-8-like. The transcript has 10 exons. Gene Ontology annotation, molecular function: protein binding. The record is from RefSeq and is a predicted model, not a curated record. The coding region runs from base 64 to 1746 and encodes 560 amino acids. Lineage: Eukaryota; Metazoa; Arthropoda; Insecta; Hemiptera; Cicadellidae.